GGCCGCGUGUUACGUGGGAUGAAGAUGGCGGCGCCGAUGGCCGCGCCACGGCAGCUGUCGUCGCUGUGAGGCGGGACGGGACAGCGCAGCGAGAGUGUGCGCCCCGGCUGAGGGGAGGAGGCGGGGUGGGCCCCGCCUGCCGUCGCCGGUAACAUUCUGCUCUCCCGCACAGGCGCUAUGGAGGACGAGGAGAGGCUGAAGAAGCUGGAGGCUGGGAAAGCCAAGCUUGCCCAAUUUAGGCAGCGGAAGGCCCAAACUGAUGGUCAGAAUGCAUCAAAGAAGCAGAAAAAGAAGAAGAAAACAGCAAACAUCAAAGAUGAAGAAUCAGUACAAGAUGGGAUUGAUACUGAGCGAUCUCGAGGUGGUGAAGCAUCCACGUGCAGCAGCCGAAGGGGAGCAGGUGCCACUGCUGACUUUGCUAUUAUCAGGACUUUGCAUAGUGGAGAAGUUACCAAACACAGCCAGACUUACACCAUUGAGCCAGAAAGUGAAAUUUCCACCACAGUAGAAGAUUACAGUUCUGAGGUAAACGGUUGCAGUUUUAUGACAAGAACAGCUAUACCUGCAGACUUAAUCAGGGAAGAAGACUUUGGAGUUGGAGAGAUUUGUUCUGAGCAUGGAAUGCAGCACUCUCACACGCAGCUAGAGGUGAUGGAGAAUGAAUUGGCUGGGAAACAACAAGAGGUUGAAGAGCUAAACAAAGAGCUAGAAGAAAUGAGGGCAGCAUAUGGUACAGAAGGAUUGCAACAGCUGCAGGAAUUUGAAGCUGCUAUCAAAAAAAGAGAUGACAUUAUCACUCAGCUCACUACUAACCUACAGCAGGCACGGAAAGAAAAGGAUGAAACUAUGAGGGAAUUCUUGGAGCUUACUGAACAAAGUCAAAAACUGCAAAUUCAGUUUCAGCAUUUGCAGGCAAGUGAAGCCCUAAGGAACACCAGCCAUAGUUGCACAGCUGCUGAUUUAUUGCAAGCCAAGCAACAGAUAAUAUCACAUCAGCAACAGCUAGAAGAACAAGAAUAUCUGCUGAAGAAUUAUCAAAAAAAGAAUGAAGAAUUUGAACUGCAUAUUACGCAUCUUCGAGACAAAAUCACCACAUAUGAAGUGGAGAAACGAAAGAAUGAGGGAGAAGAUUUAAGUAAACUACAAGAAAAAGAAGCAUUAGUUGAAGAGCUGGAAGCAAAACUCGGAGAAGAAGAAAAAAAAUCAUUUCAGCUCAAGGAAAAAUUAUCAGACGUCGGUAAAUUACUCGAAGAAUCAAAAGAACAGAUUUCUCUAAAGAUGCAGGAGAUAAAUAAUAUGAGAGCUGAACUUACUACCUACAAACAGAAAGAAAGACAAUGUUCUGAUGAAAUAAAACAGUUAAUGGGAACUGUGGAAGAAUUGCAGAAACGAUGUUACAAAGAUAGCCAGUCUGAAGCUGACAUUGUGCAAAGAAUGGAAUUAGAAACACAAAGGAAACUGGCACAACUUCAGGCUGAAUUAGAUGAAAUGCAUGGCCAGCAGAUUGUACAAAUGAAGCAAGAAUUAAUUAAGCAACAUGCAAUGGAAAUGGAACAGCGUCUUUCACAACAAAAGGUAGAAUUGGAAAAAACUUCAAGCCUGUGUUUGAAUGAGAAUGUUAAUAAAGAUCAAAUGCAUUUAAUGACUAUUAAAAUUAAUGAAAUGAAUGUAAAAUUGCAAGAUGCUGAUAAUGAAAGGAAAAGAAUAAAGCAAGAAUUGUCGCAACAGAUGGAAGUCAUUUCAGCAGAGAGGUCUCUUCAGCAAACUAAAAUUGAAGAUCUUCUCCAAGAACUGAAUUUUUCAAGAGAGCAGGUUCAAAGAGCCAAACAAAAUAUAGUGGAUAUGGAAUGUAAAUUAAAUGAAGCCGAAAAACACCAGUUUAUGAUUGAAGAUUUGAAAACUCAGCUGGCUUCUGCCUCUGAAUUUAGGAAGGAAUUGGAAUUAAAACAUGAGGCAGAAGUCACAAAUUACAAAAUAAAACUUGAAAUGCUGGAAAGAGAGAAGGAUGCAGUUUUGGACAGGAUGGCAGAAUCUCAAGAAGCAGAAUUGGAGAGACUGAGAACAAAGCUUCUGUUUAGUCAUGAAGAGGAACUUUCCAGACUUAAAGAAGAUUUACAAAAAGACCACAUGAUCAACAUGGAAAGCCUUAAAGAUAACUUGAAUAUGCACCAUAAGGAGCAGUUAGAUGAGAUCCAAAAUGAAAUGAGUCGAAAGAUAAAAGCUGUGCAAUAUGAAAAUGACAACUUGCUCGCCAAGCAAAAUCAGUUGAUACUAGAGAUCUCAAACCUUAAGGAUCUACAGCAGUCUGUUGUAAAUUCUAAAUGUGAAGAAAUGACACUUAAAAUCCAUGAGAUGCAGAAUGAGAUUGAAGUGCUUAGGCAAGAGGAAAAAGAAAAAGGUACCCUUGAACAAGAAAUUCAGGAGUUGCAGCUGAAAACUGAGUUGAUGCAGGAACAAAUGAGGGAGAGAGAAGAUAGCCUUCAAAAAAAAUGUUCUGAACUUGAGACACAAAAUAGCCUUCUUAAGGGGGAAAAUAAAACUCUGGAAGACAAAUUAAAAGGCAUGUUGAUAGGCUCUGAAGAGAAUGUUAUUUUUAACAGUGUUAGCUCUAAUUCAGAAAUUUUGGACUUACAAAAAAGAAUAGAAAAGCUGAUUACUGAAAAUGAGCAACUUAAAAACCAAAACAGUCAACUUCAAGAAGAUAGUGAAAGGCAGAAGAGUGCCUUUGCAUUUACUGAGAAAAAACUUGAAGUUAGUUAUAAAGAGCUGCAGGAAGAAUGUGCUACUCUUCUGAAGGCAAAAACUGAGUUAGAAGAGGAUAAGAAAAAGCAGGAAGCUGAAUAUCAACUCAAACUCAAAGAUUUGAAUGAAAAACUUCACUAUUUAGAAAGCAAUAGAUUAGUUCUAUCUAAAACUAAAACUUCUGGUUUUGAAGGGAGUAAAGAAAUCAAGGCGUCUAGGGUAGACACAUUUGAGGCUGGAGAAUUUGUUGAGAAAGAUGUGACAGAACUGAUGGAAAAGCUUGAGGUUGCCCAGCAUGAGAAACUGGAAUUAUCCCUGAGACUUUCCAGUCUCUCUGAACAGUUGAAGUCAAAACAUAAUGAAAUUUGUCAUUUAAAUGAAAAAGUUAAAUCCUUAAAAGAUGAGAAAGAACAAGUUCUAGCAAAAUGUAAAGAACUAGAAGUCAUAAUUAGCCAUGCUCAGAGAGAAAAUAGUAGUAGUAAUUUUCCUAAGACAAAAUGCUCUCAAGGAAAAUCUCCAAAAACUUCUGCUCCAGCAUCUGGAAGUAGAAGUAAAACUUCUGGUCCAAGGAAUAAAGUUGAUGAAGGAAUAAAAGUAAGAGGAAAUCUAGGUUCAGGUAAAGAUAUCAGUCGUGAAGUGACAAAAAGAAAGGAAGUUCACCAAAUGUUGAAACUGGAACAACAGUCUCUUGUAGAACAUUUGCAUGGGAUGACAGACAGGCUGUCUGAUGAAACAUCGUUAAUAGCUGUUACCCAGAGUGAAAAUAAUCUUCAGCAGCAGGUGGAUGCCUUAAAAUCAGAACAGACUGAUUUACAGCUGCAGAUGGAAGCACAGCGCAUUUGCCUGUCUCUGGUUUAUUCAGCUCAUGUGGACCAGGUUCGUGAGCACUUGAAAGCAGAAAAAGAGACUGCACUUUGCAGUCUUAAAGAGGAGCUUGUACAGAGUCAUCUACAAGAGAUGAAUGAUCUGAAAAAAAUGCAUCAGCUGGAGCUCCAAACCUUGAAAAUUCAACAAGCAGAUGAUGAAGUCAAAUCUACACAAAGACUUAUAGAAAAGCUAAAUGAAGCUGUGACUGAGGAAUGUUCUAGGCUUGCUCAGGUUUUGUGUGACAAUCAGAAUGAACAUUCUUCAGCUGCUAUAGAAGUUGGCAGGAGGGAGCAGGAUAUUUUCCAUAGACCUCCUACUGUGAAAGAACAACCAAGUGUAGAAUUACCAGUACACAGAGGUCAAGCCGAAGUCCCUGGUUAUCUGUGUAAUUUAGUGGUACAAGAACGUAUGGAUGAACUUCUACACAAGAUAACGGAAGAAUACAGUAGGCUGAAAGCACUUCAAACAAAGCUGAUGAAGGGCUGUAAACAGGUCAAAGAACCAUGGCUGUCUCCUCCAGAAAGGAGGAAAGAAGAGAAACCUAGUCAUCGGGAAACAGGAAAGGAAUGUCUGCAGACCACUUGGCAGGAUCUAACGGAUCCUACAAUUCAAGAAUACUGUUUUAGGGAGAUAGGAAACCAUAAAACACAACUUGAAGAACAGCAUACUCAAGAACUGGAACACCUCCAGUCCUAUUUCCAACAGCAGCUGAAAGAAAGUGAAGAGAGAUACACUACAGAGAUUGUCCCUCUGCAAGAUAAGCUUCAUAGUGCUGGGGUAUCCUCUGACCAUACGAGUGUAUUCACAAAUCCAGAAAUAAAACUAAAAGAAGUCUUCAGGAAAGUGAAGUGCACUGAAAAUCUUCAGCAGCAAAGAACAGAUGAAGCACUGGAGAUUCCUAGUGAAAUUGAAAUGCAGAAUGAUCUGGAUGCUGUUCAGUUGCUAGAAAAACAGUACCAAGAAAGAUUAGAAGAGGAAAUAGCAAAGGUAAUUGUGUCAAUGAGUGUAGAACUUGCCAAACAAACUGAAUUGUCAGGAGUUGCUAGGCAGAAGGAAGAAGCAGAAACACAAACUGUAUAUCAACAGGGAAUGCAUUUUGAAAUCAAAAAGCAAUAUAGUGAAGAAGAGGUUGACAGCCCUUUCAGAAAAGCAAUAGGAAAAGAGAAUAAGAAUGAAGAAUUGAAGUCACUUUGCAAGGAACUCAGUGAAGAGUCUGGUGAGAUCAGCUCGCUUGGAGAACAGCUUCAUCCUAAUAGCAAGCCUAGUUGUGUACUAGGACAGACCACACAUGAAUCAGUGAUUUCUGAAGAACUUCUGUCUCAUGUCAAAGGUCUUACAGCAGAAGUAACACCACGCUAUGGUGAGAUGACAGCAUCAGACACAGAAACAUCAAGUCAGCUGUUGUUAUAUGAGGAACGUUUGGAAGACAUGAGACAAGAACUGGUACGGCAAUAUCAGGAACAUCAACAGGCAACGGAAUUACUGAGGCAAGGACACAUGCAGCAAAUGGAACGUCAAAAAGAAAAUCAAGAGCAACUCUUAGCAGAGCUUGAGAGUCUUAAAGUGCAAUUAGCUGAGCAUGUCUCAAUGGAGAAUGACAGCCUGGUUGCAGAGAGAGAGAGAAUGCUUUUAGAAGAACUGGAAUCAUUAAAACAACAUUCUGCUUCCGGAAGAGAGAAGCUGGCUUGUGAGCUUCAAAACAACAGCACACAAACAGAGAAUGAAAAUGAAAACCCAAACGACGUGAGAGAGCAGAUCUUUGAGCAUGAAGAUGGAGGAAGAAAGCCUGAUGAAACAUCUUCAGCUCUUCUUUCUAAAGAAAGGCAUGUUUUUCAGAAGGCUAAUGAAAAACUCAUGAAGAUACUUUUAGAAGUUGUGAAGACAACUGUGGCAAUGGAGGAGACAAUUGGUCGCCAUGUGCUUGGGUUACUGGAUCAGUCUGGGAAAGGCCAGCCUUCCAAACCAGCUGGAUGGGGAACAGAGAUAGAGGAAUCAGUAAAACCCUGUAUCAGUGUGGGGUAUGAAAAAGACAGAAUGGUAAAUGCCCUUAAACUGUAUCAGACCUCAGGAAGGCUGAGCAGCAGGCAGGUGCCAGAGUCCUGUUCCUCAUACCAUGGUAGUAGUAUGGGAGAUGAUGAUAUUAACAUGUGGUCAGGAGCAAUGGAUGAAGGACUGCUGAGCCAACAUCUUGCAGAAAGUGGAGUGGAAAUAGAUCCUGAAAAUGAAGAACUCAUUCUGAAUAUUAGUUCUCGUCUACAAGCAGCUGUUGAAAAGCUUCUGGAAGCUAUCAAUGAAACUUCGAAUCAGCUUGAACAUGCUAAAAUUACUCAGACAGAACUCAUGCGAGAGUCCUUCAAAAAGCAACAAGAGGCCACAGAGUUUAUCAAAUAUCAGGAAGAACUACAAGAACAUCUUAAUGAAGAAACCAAAGCCAGAGAGCAGUUGGCUUUGGAGCUUAGUAAAGCUGAAGGCCUCAUUGAUGGUUAUGCAGAUGAAAAAGCAUUUCUGGAAAAACAACUCCAGGAAAAAAUAGAUGUAAUUGACCAUCUUGAGCAAGAACUACUGUGUACAGGUAACAAAUUACAGGAGUUAGAGGCUGAACAGCAGCAGAUCCAGGAAGAAAAGGAAUUGCUUUCCAGACAGAAGGAUGCCAUGAGAGCAGAUGCAGGACCAGUCGAACAGCGCCUAGUAGAUGCUGCAGUCGAUGCAGCUUCCCAAGCAGAAUUAUUGGAGGAAACAGAAAAGCUGAUGAAAGAAAAAAUUGAAGUACAGCGUCAAGCUGAAAAAGAGUAUGGUGACCUUCAGAAGCAAGUGAAAGUCUUGGAAAUAGACUUGGAAGAACAGGUCAAUCGUUUCAUAGAGCUAGAACAAGAAAAAAAUGCAGAACUAAUGGACUUAAGGCAGCAAAACCAGGCUUUGGAGAAGCAGCUUGAGAAAACAAGAAAAUUUCUAGAUGAGCAAGCAGUUGACCGAGAGCACGAAAGAGACGUAUUCCAACAAGAGAUCCAGAAGCUGGAACAACAGCUUAAGAUUCCGCAAAGGAGUCUGCCUGUCAAUGAACAUCAAACCAGAGAGGUUGAACAGUUAACAAAUCAUCUAAAAGAAAAAACAGACAAAUGCAGUGAGCUUUUGCUCUCUAAGGAGCAACUUCAGAGAGAUAUACAAGAACAAAAUGAAGAAAUUGAGAAACUAGAAUGCAGAAUAAGAGAACUGGAACAAGCCUUAAUCAUCAGUGCAGACAACUUGCAAAAGGUGGAGGAAAGGAAACAGUUUGGCACCAUCAUAGUAAAGGGAGAAUUACCUCUUGAAGUGCAACUGCAAGCUGAACGAGAAGCUGUGGACAGAAAGGAAAAGGAGGUGACAAACCUUGAAGAACAACUGGAACAGUUCAGAGAGGAGCUAGAAAAUAAAAAUGAAGAAGUGCAGCAAUUGCACAUGCAACUAGAAAUUCAGCGAAAGGAGGCCACUACACGCUUGCAAGAACUUGAACAGGAGAACAAAUUAUAUAAGGAUGAAAUGGAAAUCCUGGGACUAGCUAUCCAGAAAUCUGAAAAAUGCACCAUAAAGGACCAUCACUUAGUGGCUGGGAGGCUCGCUCACAUCAUGCGAGAAAAGGAGCAGGAAAUAGAUCAUCUUCAUGAACAAAUAGCAAAACUGCAACAGCAACUUGAAGCCACAACUGAUAACAAAGUUGUUGAAGAGCAGAAUGAACAUAUUCGGGAGCUUGAAGCCCAGGUAGAAUGUCUGAAAAGUGAUCAAGAGUGUGUGAAGAAGAAAAAUUACGAGGAAGUAGAGCAGCUGAAUGAUGUUAUCGACAAGCUUCAGCAGGAACUGGCAAAUAUUGAGCCAACAGUACCUGCAGACAUUGCUGCUUUACAGGAAGAUGCUGACAGUCUAAAACGCACCCUUGAAACAGUUCUGGCAGAAAAGGAAGCUUUGGAGAAGCAAGUAGAAAGCGCAAAUGUAGAGGUGUCUCGAGCAAAGAAUGAGCUUGAGGAAACCAAGUUAAAAAUGAACCAGCUAAAGCAAGAAAUAAGUAUGUUAAAAAAAGAGCAUGAAAGAAUAACAGAGAAAUAUAAGUGUGCACUGAUGAAAGGUGAUAGGGAAAAACCAGAAGAUGGGAGCACUGAAAAGGUGGAAGAAGGCUUACGUGAGAAGGUAGGGUUGCUAGAUCAGUCCCAGCUUGCGUCUUCAGAUGAGAACACAGGAGUCGCUAUUAGCAAGAUGGAGGUACAGCUGCAGCAACUUCAGGCAUGCAUUAAGGAAAAAGAUUCAGAACUGUGUCAGUCCUACAAUGAAAUAAAAGCCCUGAAAGAGCAAGGAAAAGGUGAAAGAGAAACACUUAAAAAGAGAAUAUUAGAACUAGAAAAGAUACUAGUGGAAAAUGUUGCUGCUGCUUUUGUGAGUCAGGUUCAGCUGAAUGCAGUUCAAGAGCAAAGGAAAUACAUGCAGGAAAUGCAGGAAUCUUCAAAAUACGUAGAGAAAGCAAGCAAGAAUGCCCAAACAGAAGGGUUGAGUGAUAGAACUGAAAAUGAGAUGGGAUCAAAAUUCUUAGUCUUAAAACAGAGGCUUAGUGAGAUGGAGGAUCAACUGGCAACUGUAAAUCAGACCUUGGAGCUAGAAAAAGAAAAUGUAGAAGUUGCACAAAAGGAAGCUAAAGUGAAAGAAGAAAGACUCUUAGAACUUCAACAGUUACUAGAAGAGGUUCAAGAAAAGCACAAACGAGAGAUUCAGAAAUACAUUAAGCAAGAAGAAAUGCAGACAUGUCAGGUAGGGGCACAACUCCUGGGAAGUCAAAAAGAAAAUGUGCUUAUUAAUGAACUUGAACUAGAGCAACUUAAAGAAGAGGCAGCUGCUGCUAAGGAAGAACUGAACAGUUACAGAGAAAAGGCAGAAAAACUUCAGCAAGAGCUAGCAGUGAAAGAAGCAAGUCUGAUACACCUUCAGGAAGACCUGUGCAAAGUCAAAGAGAAUCUAGUUCAAGCAGAAGAGAGACUUGCAAGUUAUGUGAGAAAAGACAAGGAAACGGCAAAACCUGAAAACAAAAAGGAUGCAGAAAUAGCAUGUGAUUUGUUAGACAGUGAGCCUACUCCAGUUAGAAAAAGCUCAUCAUCACAGACAGACAAGGCUAUGGAAAUAAACAGCUGUAUCCAAACUUUACCAGUUCUUGUUAAAAAUGCAGAAAUCCAAAAUGAUCUGCAGAGUGGAUGUUCUUCAGAAGAGAUUGCAGAGAUCAUAAGAGAAUUUACUGAUAAAAUUGAUCAAAUGCAAGAACUCCAUGCUGCUGAAAUCAUGGACAUGGAGACAAGACAUAUCUCUGAAUCUGAAGCAUUAAAAAGAGAGAAGUUUGUUGCAGUGCAAGUACUGACUGAAGAAUGUAAUACUUUAAAGGAAGUAAUAGAAAGUCUACAAGCUAAAGAGGGGAUCCCAGUUUCUGGAUUAACACGUUCUCUACCAUAUCAAGGUAGAGAUGGAGGUUCCAGUGACUCCAGUUCAGACUGGAGUCAGGGAAUGUAUCUUGCUCAGACCCAGGGAUCUGACACGAUAUCUGAAGGAAUAGAUGAAGGUGAAACUUCAACAGAUUUACUUCCAAAAAAAAUUAAGGGUUUGCUGCGAGCAGUCCAUCAUGAAGGCAUCCAGGUGCUGUCUCUCACUGAAUUUCCGUAUGGUGAAAGGGAGAUGCCAUCUCUUAAGCAAGAGCCAGAAUCUUGGCUUGAAGAAAGGAAAGCUUUUCUAAGCACCAUUUCAUCUUUGAAAGACCUAAUUGCAAAAAUGCAACUUCAUAGAGAAGCUGAGAUUUAUGCAAGUGCUGAAUCUCCUGAAGGUGUCUCAGACUGGCGAGGAGAACUUCUGCAUGCUAUUCAGCAGCUUUUUGUGAGAGAACAAAAUGUUCUUCUUGCUGCGUUUCAAACUGAACUUGCAGAGCUGGGCACAAGAGAUGCAGUGAUAUUGAUGAAUCAGUUAGAGCACAGACUGCAGGAGCAGGCUACAAACCAGACAGCAGCAAUGGACUCUCUUCAGAGUGCAGACAGAAGAAGCUUGCUGAUGGAGAUUCAAGUCUUACAUGCUCAGAUGAACAGUAAGAAAAAUAAUCCAAAGAGAGAACAAGAAAUGGAUUCAAAAAGCCAAGAAAUGCUGGAGUAUAAUAUGCAGCAGAAGCAGUCACAAAUACUGGAGAUGCAAGUGGAGCUCCGGAGUAUGAAGGACAGAGCAGCUGAGCUUCAGGAACAGCUGAAUUCGGAGAGAAUGAUGGGUGCUGAGCUGAAGAAUGAACUCGCACAAGCCAAACUAGAACUUGAAGCAACCCUUAAAGCACAGCACAAGCACUUCAAGGACCUAGAAACCAUCAGGACUGAAGUUAAAGAAAAGGCAGCUGAGCUAGAUGUUCUCAAGGAUACAAUGGCCAGCGAACAGAAAAAAUCAAGAGAGCUACAGUGGGCUUUGGAAAAGGAAAAAGCUAAAAUGGAACGCAGUAAAGAAAGAGGAAGAGAAGAGCUUGAGGAUUUGAAAUUUUCACUUGAAGAUCAAAAGCAGAAGAACUUAGAGCUAACUAAACUCUUGGAGCAAGAGAAGCAGCUGUCAACUGAUCUGCAGCAGAAAAUUGAAUCCCAAGAAGUGCUCAGUGCUGCCCAGCUGUCACACGAGCGGGGCCGUAAUUCUGAGUUGCAGGUGCUUCUUGAGUCAGAGAAGGUUCGAGCUCUCGAAAUAAGCAGUGCCCUAGAAAGGGAAAAGGAACUGUGUGCUCAGCUUCAAAGUGCUGAAGAUAAGGGGCAAGCUGGAGCACCUAAUCCGUCUGAGGAAUUACUUAAAGAGCUGCAGAAACAAAUGGAUGAAAAGCAUGUCCGUGUAGUGGAGUUAGUAAGUGAGAUGGAGAAAUAUAAACUGGAAUCUGUGCAAGUGAGACAGCAAAUGGAAAAGGAAAGGCAGAUCCAGAGGAAAGCAUUACAGGUGGAACAAGAUGCUAACAUAAUAGCACAGAAGAAACUCCAUGAACUGGAGUCCAAAGUAGAAGACCUUCAGUGGCAGCUUGGAGAAAAGAAGCAAGAAGUUCUUAAAUUAGGGAAUGAAACAAAGAAGUUGCAGGAAAUAAUCCAAGAACUGCAGAAACAAGAGCAGGAGAAUGGAAGGAAGGAAGCUGAAAGGACACCAAGCCACAAUACAAAUGAGACUACCUGGGAUACACCUAAUGAUAGAACAAGAAAAUGGGUUCUCCAGCAGAAAAUGGAAGGAGCCGAGACCAAUGAAUCGACCUAUCCCACAGUGACGGGAGGAGGAGAGCUCUCUGCUGCUAGUGAAGUUCUGCAGAACGUCAGGCAAAAGCUGCAGAAUGCAUUUCCAAAGCUGAAGCAGUUGGCUCGGAAAGCUGCUAGCAGGUUGCAGUUUGAAGCAGCAGAUGAUCAAGACUUCAUCGCAAUACAGAACGCUAUCGAAGAAGUUAUUUCAGAGCUGCAAAAACUGCCUGGGUUGUCCUAUCUGGAAGAGCUGAAGCUAGUGCUGCCCCCAGGGACACCAUCCAGCUCGCUGACUGAGAGGCUACUGAGACAGAAUGCUGAGCUGACAGGCUUUGUCAGCAGGCUGAGCGAGGAAAAGAACAAUCUGAGGAAUGCUGUUAUGAAACUGGAGGAAGAACUGAGAAGAUACCAGCACAGACAACUUUCUGGAGACUAUUCUUCCAGACACUCAUCGGAUGUUGGGGUUAAUAUCGAUACUCUUGUUGCCUCCGAGAAGGAAACCUGGAACAGAGAGAAGCUGUCACUGCAGAAGUCUUUGAAACAAGCUGAUGCGGAGCUCUCCAGGCUGAGAGCAGAGCUCAGGAGUGAAGCUUUCUUCAGAGAACUGGGAUCAGAUUCCGAGAACGCUGUUUUAAGGAGAAUUUAUGGCAAAUACCUGCGAGCAGAGAGCUUCCGGAAAGCUCUCAUCUAUCAGAAAAAGUACCUGCUGCUGUUACUAGGCGGAUUCCAGGAGUGUGAGGAAGCCACACUGGCCCUCAUCGCACGGAUGGGCGGGCAGCCUUCCUACACAGACCUCGAAAUCAUCACACACCAUUCGAAGGGGUUUACAAGAUUUCGCUCUGCAGUCAGAGUGUCCAUUGCAAUUUCAAGAAUGAAGUUCCUGGUUCAUAGAUGGCACAGAGUUACAGGUUCUGGUGUACUGAGUGUCAAUAGGGAUGUCUUUAGCCAGAACACAGGUAAUGAACUGCGGCCUGACUCAUUCUCUGGUGGCAUGGAUCUUUAUGGAGAGCAAAGGCAUUCCUAUAGAUCCAGGUCAGACAUGGAGUCUCCUAAAUCUCCUGUAAACUUUCUACAUAAGUUUCCCAGUAUGCAGGCGGACUUCAACCCAGCCUCUUUUGCCUGUUCUCAGCUGCAGAACUAUGAUCCUGAGAGAGCUUUAACAGAUUACAUCCACCGGCUGGAGGCCCUGCAAAGACGACUGGGCAGCGUGCAGUCAGGUUCGACUUCCUACACUCAGCUGCAUGUGGGUAUGAGAAGAUAAUACCUCAGUUCCACCAGCUCCGGCACUGGCAGUGAUGAUGUUCAUGGAUUGCCUUCCAUAAAUCCAUGCUCUUUCCCUGCUUUUUAUCAUGUGUAUAUUUUGGGACCAAGAUGAAUACAGCUGUACAAUUAUAUUACAGGUCCAUCCUGGCACACCCCACAGACUGGGAUUUAUGUAUAUAGGCACUUUGUGUUCAUGCAAAAAACACCCCAAAACCAAACAAAAAACCACCCCGGAACAACCCAGCCCCCUCUCCCCCCUUAAAUUACAUGUAUAUUUGUGGAAUGCUAAUUUAAGUGAUUAACUUAUGAAGUGCGUAUUUAUCAAAAGGGUGCAAAGACAAAACAUGUAUUAAUGAAAUGGAGCUACAUUCAGCAAAGUUUACUUGCACUUUUUCUGGCAAGGCUACUGAAGUUACCUGAUUCUCGUACUAUUUGCUACCGGCAGCGCAGACAGAAUAUCACUUGUAGAGACCUAUUUUUGUAAUGGUAGAAGUUUUGAAUUUUAUGGGUAUUUUGUCAAAGUACUGAAAUAAAGACAACCUCAUGCUUCUAA
Molecule: messenger RNA, 12657 nt
Organism: Pezoporus flaviventris
Lineage: Eukaryota; Metazoa; Chordata; Aves; Psittaciformes; Psittacidae
Gene: AKAP9
Product: A-kinase anchoring protein 9
Exons: 52
Coding region: 178-12102 (3974 amino acids)
Biological process (GO): signal transduction; maintenance of centrosome location; positive regulation of peptidyl-serine phosphorylation
Cellular component (GO): centrosome; Golgi stack; synaptic membrane
Molecular function (GO): molecular adaptor activity; potassium channel regulator activity; protein kinase A regulatory subunit binding
Source: RefSeq, a predicted model, not a curated record